AAUUUAAAUAAAUUGAGUGUUGGAAUGACCAAAAUUGGAAAAUAAAAAUAUAAAAUUAUUUUAAUACAAAUCCAGAAUGCAUGAUUCCAUUUCCAAAUAAUAAAAAAAAUGAUUAAAUUUUUAUAGAAAAAUAAAGGAGUGAAAUCAAGUAUGAAUGCGACUUUAACAUUUUUAAUCGUGUCUGUGUUAGAAAAGAGAAGAUCGAUUAUUAAAUUUGGUUAAUAUCGAAUACCUCAUGGAAAUACGGCUUCGUUUCAAUAAAGUUUUUCAGACACCACGAAAUAUAUAUAAUUAAUAAGUAUAUGAUAAACAUUGUCACCAUAUCUCUGUGAAAUUUCUUACAAAUAUACAAAAGUGAAAGAUACAGACAUAUGUAUGUGUGUGAAGACGAUUAUAAUCUGUGGUAAUUUAGUUAUUGGUUUCAAAUAUGACUGGAAAGUGAUUAAGUAGCACUAAAAGAGCAGCUUUGUGGAGGUGAAACCGAAACUGUUAUUAUUUGACUUAAAAUUAUAACAAAGUGGUAGGUAGGUAAUUUAGAUCCAAGGCAGUCUUUUAACUUGCCGGACCACUGCAGUAUAUUCCCAGCUGAGCUAUUGCAAAAACCGGGGAGCUGGCCUUUAAUGCACUUGCAAUAAAUUCGAGAGUCAAUAUCUAAAUAGACGCCCAGCAGCAAUCAAGGAAGUAACCUUGUAUUGCAUAUCGUCGAGAAGUGUUUUGGGAUGCAGGGCAGCAGUGGAAAGUGUUCCCAGAAACAAGCAAUUUCACUAACAUCACUUCUACUGAGUGCCAGGCUACAAGGGCAUCGAGGGCAAUGAAAUAGUGGACGAGAUGACUACUCCUCAUGGAGCAAAUGAUGGACGAUAUCAUGUGGCCAAUAUGUGAUUUCAACAAGCCAUUUCUCACCUAUCUUUGUGACGAUGAUUUAUUGAAGAGCGCGGUCAAUAAAGUAGAACAUUUGAGCUUGAAAUUAGAGAAUUAUAAUCUGCGUAUGCAAAGUGAAUUAAUGGCAAUGAAAGAGCAGCUUAUACGUGAAGUAAAAACGAACCUCGAAUUGUUAGAAUCGAAAAUUACAACGAAAUUUAAUGAAGCCAGCAAAAAUUUGGUUGCAGCGCCCCCUCCAACUAAGAAACCAUCUUCUUGUACCGAAGCGAUGCGUCAAGAAAACGGGAAAUAUGCGAAGAGUGGUGUUUAUGAACUUUAUCUGCCUGAAUUUCUUUAUUAUCUUUUCAAUGUUUAUUGUCUUCGUGAUCCUGAUGACGGUGAACCAUGGGCUAUAAUUCAACGUCGACAAAGCAACGACACCGACUUCUAUCGCGAGUGGGUUGAGUAUGAAUGUGGUUUCGGCGAUUUGAAUGCCAAUUUCUUUCUCGGCUUGGAUAAAAUACAUGCCCUGACGCAUUCGCGAUCUCAUGAGCUGUGGAUUCAAUUAGAAGAUUUUGAAAAUGAGAAACGUGUUGCUAAGUACGAGAGCUUCGCUAUUGGCAAUGCUCAUGAUAAAUAUGAGUUAAUUGCGCUUGGACAAUAUUCAGGUACGGCCGGUGACUCGUUCUUUGUCCAUAACGGCGAAAAAUUUACCACUAAAGAUAGUGAUAAUGACAAAGAUGCUAGCAACUGCGCGGUGAAAUUUACGGGGGCUUGGUGGUAUAAGCAUUGUCAUAACAGCAAUCUGAACGGUCUGUAUUUAGGAGGAGAGUUCCCGAAGGAUCAGUAUGCCAAAGGCGUGGUGUGGUAUGACUGGCGUAGAACUUACUACUCCCUCAAAUAUGUGCAUAUGGCUAUAAGACCGAAGUAUUAUCACUGAGUUGAUGGUUUGGAAUUGAAAAUCAUAGGUUUAACUUUACUGACGUUAAAACUAUUGAAACUAAUUUAACUUAGCAUCACGUUUUAUAAAACUUUACAUAUUCUUUUUAGCAACAAAUAAUAAAUUAUUUGUAAAAAGACUGUCC
Messenger RNA from Bactrocera dorsalis (oriental fruit fly), 1946 nucleotides. RefSeq names its product ryncolin-1-like. Bases 842 to 1801 code for a protein of 319 amino acids. The transcript is spliced from 5 exons. The record is from RefSeq and is a predicted model, not a curated record. Lineage: Eukaryota; Metazoa; Arthropoda; Insecta; Diptera; Tephritidae.